AAAAUGUUUAAAAGUGUUGAAAACCAAGACAAAAAAAAAUGGAGUGAAAAAGAUGAAAUCCCUAAAUUGAAUCGCAAAUCGCAAUUUGAAAAAAAAAAGAUCUCUCUCUGAAGAAUCCGUCAUGGCGUCGUCAAGCGAUCCUUCAAAACCAGUAAUGGAGAGGAAGAAGAAAGGAGCUCCGAUCAAAUUCUUAGUACCUCUCAUCUACGCACCUGCGCUUCCUUUGAUUCGGUUGUCUUUAAGGCAUAAGCCAGUUCUAAGAGAUCGUCUCUUCGGUCUUGUCCUCGUCGGUGCUUUUGCUCAUGGCUUCUAUCUUGUAACGGAUAUAUAUGAUGCAGAGAGCAAAUGAAAAACUGGGAGUUGCAGUCAGUCAACAAGAUCUCAAUAUUUUCUCAGAUUGUCUUUCAGAUAAAUAAUUUUUGCCUUUUGGGUUUAAACCUAUUUGACACAUGAACUAUGGAUUUUUCCUUAUGAACCCAUUUAGUCAUCUUGUAAUGUAUCAUCUUUUUUACAUUUUUCAAUCUCGUUCUUGAUUUUUCCAUGUCUUGAAUGUGAAAACUAGAGUGGAGAGCAAAAUUAGUUUGCGUAAUAUGCAUCGACAUGAACACAUGUUUAUGAUAUGGGCAAGGAUCAUAUAUUUAUUAUACUGCUAAUAUAUAAUAAAAUAGAGUCAAUAUAGCAACAGAUUCUGGUAACAUCUAAGUGGAGACAGCAUUAGAGGUGGCAGGUUGUUUGCGAGUUACACCUCUUGUGCAAUGAUGAUGGAUCGAACAAGUGCGUUCUUUCAUUAUAAAUUAUAUUUGUUUUUAACGUCAAGAUCCUUACUUAGCUCUCACACCACAUGUCCAAGUAAAAAGAACAUUUAAAUAUUUUCCCUCUUCUUUAAUUUUUUGACUUGUUCACAAGUAAUGAUGGAGUAAUGGCACGUGGUGAGAUAAGAGUGUGAGUGUGUAAAUAAAAAACCAAAAAAAAAGUGGCAUAGACAAGAAGUAGUUGGAAUGUCUUGGGAUCACGGAUUAGUGAAUGUUCUUUUGGGGGUUUAAGGUAUUGACGGCGACACGUAUUUCAU
This is a messenger RNA of Arabidopsis thaliana (thale cress), 1069 nucleotides long. RefSeq names its product SH3/FCH domain protein. The transcript is spliced from 2 exons. NCBI's taxonomy places the organism in Eukaryota, Viridiplantae, Streptophyta, Magnoliopsida, Brassicales, Brassicaceae. The coding region runs from base 122 to 349 and encodes 75 amino acids. The record is from RefSeq and is marked reviewed.